Molecule: messenger RNA, 1770 nt
Organism: Colias croceus (clouded yellow)
Lineage: Eukaryota; Metazoa; Arthropoda; Insecta; Lepidoptera; Pieridae
Gene: CCT5
Product: T-complex protein 1 subunit epsilon
Exons: 10
Coding region: 121-1749 (542 amino acids)
Biological process (GO): protein folding
Cellular component (GO): chaperonin-containing T-complex
Molecular function (GO): ATP binding; ATP-dependent protein folding chaperone; ATP hydrolysis activity
Source: RefSeq, a predicted model, not a curated record
AAGUUUUGUCUGUGGUUCGUUUGUUUUCUCGUUUCUCUUCUCUGAUGUUUGUGAAAUAAAGUGAAUCCUGAAACUGAAUCCGAUUUAAUCUUGAGUUUGUGUUAUUGAAACUCCACCAAAAUGUCCAUGUUCCCAGGAACUGUGGCGUUUGACGAGUUCGGCCGUCCAUUUAUUAUUUUAAGGGAUCAAGAUAGGCAGAAAAGGAUAACCGGUAUCGAUGCACUGAAGUCGCACAUCCAAGCCUCUCGGCAGAUCGCCACCAUCCUCCGUACCUCCCUCGGUCCACGAGGCUUGGACAAGAUGAUGGUAUCAUCUGAUGGUGAGGUGACAGUCACCAACGAUGGUGCGACCAUCCUGAAGCUGAUGGAUGUUGAUCAUCAGAUUGGCAAGCUGAUGGUGCAACUGGCCCAGAGUCAAGAUGACGAGAUUGGUGACGGUACCACUGGUGUUGUGGUGCUUGCUGGUGCCCUCCUGGAGCAGGCCUCCAACCUUCUCGACAAGGGCAUCCAUCCGAUCCGCAUAGCCGACGGCUUCGAAAUGGCCGCCGCAGCAGCGCUAGAACACUUGGACGGCAUCAGCGAAGCGUUCCCCGUGAAUAAGGAUACGAGGGAGCAUCUGAUUAAGGUUGCCAUGACGACGCUCGGCAGCAAGGUGGUUGUCAAGUGCCACAGGCUGAUGGCGGAGAUUGCUGUUGAUGCGGUCCUCUCCGUAGCUGACUUGGAGAAGCGUGACGUUAACUUUGAGCUGAUCAAGGUGGAAGGCAAAGUCGGCGGUCGCAUGGAAGACUCUAUGCUCGUGCGAGGAGUUGUUAUUGACAAGACGAUGAGCCACCCGCAGAUGCCUAAAGUUUUGAAGAACGCGAAACUAGCGAUCCUCACCUGCCCGUUCGAGCCACCGAAGCCCAAGACCAAGCAUAAGCUGCAAGUUGGCUCCGUGGAAGAGUACAGGGAGCUGCGGCAGUAUGAACACGAGAAGUUCAUUGAGAUGGUGCGACGUGUUAAGGACACAGGAGCGACCCUGGCUAUUUGUCAAUGGGGCUUUGACGACGAAGCGAAUCAUCUUCUCCUAGCUGAACAGCUUCCCGCAGUAAGAUGGGUCGGUGGACCAGAAAUGGAGCUCAUUGCUAUCGCAACUGGAGGCAGGAUUGUGCCAAGGUUCGAAGAGCUGUCCGCUGACAAGCUGGGCAGCUGCGGUCUGGUGCGGGAACUGACAUUCGGCACGUCCAAAGACGAGAUGCUUGUCAUAGAAGAGUGCUCCAACUCACGUGCAGUGACCGUGCUCGUUCGCGGCGGGAACAGAAUGAUUGUGGAAGAAGCCAAGCGGAGCGUGCACGACGCGCUGUGUAUCGUGCGCAGUUUGGUGCAGGACUCCCGCGUAGUGUACGGUGGGGGUGCUGCGGAGGUGUCCUGCUCGUUGGCAGUGGGCCGAGCUGCUGACAAGCUGUCUUCCCUGGACCAAUACGCGUAUAGAGCAUUUGCUGAUGCCCUAGAGGCUAUUCCGAUGGCUCUCGCUGAGAAUAGCGGUCUAUCGCCCAUCGACACGCUGUCGCACGUGAAAGCGCGCCAAGCGGCUGAGAACAACAGCAAUCUAGGUGUCGACUGUAUGGGAUUGGAUUCCAAUGACAUGAAAGCACUGAACGUGAUCGAAUCUUUACACUCAAAGAAGCAGCAGAUCGCCUUAGCGACGCAACUCGUCAAGAUGAUACUUAAGAUUGACGAUGUACGCUCGCCCACGGAUAAUAUGGAAUAAAUAAUUAUUUUAUAACCUAAA